UCAAUUUACAGGAGACCAGGCCUGCUGAAAACAGACAGGAACAGCUUAUUCCACUGGCAGAAAAGGGUUUUAGGAUGGGAGUUGGCAGGGUUCAUUGACAGAGCUUCAAACUAGCUAUGAAGGGGGUUGGGGGUGAAACCAGGGUCGCUAGAAAGGAGCCUGAAUGUAACAUACCAGUUCUUUUGGUUGAGGAAUGUGCUAGCAAGACCUUGCAGUCUUGUGUCUUGGUGAAGGAGGAGGAUGAUAUAACACUUUACAGGAAGGACACAAGGGUUGGUGAGAGGUUGGUUACUAUGGAAACAUCUGAGUAUGGUCAAGAGGGUAUUAGGGCUUCUCCUGCCCAAAAGGUGGCCCAGCUGAGGUGCAUUUACAUUAAUGCAUGCAGUAUGGGUAGCAAACAGGAGGAGCUGGAGGCCAUUGUGCUAGUAGGAAACUAUGAUGUAGUUGCCAUCACUGAAACCUGGUGGGAUGAUUCCCAUGACUGGAGUGUGGCCAUUGAUGGCUACAAACUGUUCAGAAGGGAUAGACGAGGAAGGAGGGGAGGAGAAGUUGCCCUCUAUGUUAGGAAGUGGAUAGAUUGUGAAGAGCUAUGCCUGAGAAACAGCUGUGACCAGGUUGAGAGCUUGUGGGUGAAAAUCGAGGACCGGUCCAGUAAAGGACAUCUAGUGGUUGGGAUCUGCUACAGGCCACCUGAUCAGGGGGAGUCUGUUGAUAAGGCCUUCUUGCUUCAGCUGCAACAAUUGUCACGCUCACAAGCUCUGUUACAUGCUGGUAUGGCUCCUGUCCUGCUCCCCUGUUCCUUCUUGCUUGUCCUCUGUCUCCAACCUGUAGCCCAUUGCUGUUUCACCUUUCUCCAUCUCUUUGUUCUCAUUAUUCUCUCUUCACUCAUCCCCCCUGCCAUGCUGGUGUCUGUUUUCUCUCUUACUACCUGUCCUGUCCCCAUCCCUCCCUCCCUUUCUGCACCUUACUGCCCUGCUUCCUAUCCUUGUUUUCACACUCUCCCUCUGUCCAGCUCCCCACCAGGAUCUCUCAGUCUAGCUCGUCCCUGCUCCCCAUUCUCCCCCCCCACACACACCUUUUCCUCUCUUGCUUGCAGCCCAUCCCAGGCUUUUCCUUCUUUGUCCUUCUUUUCCCCACUCUGUCCUUCUUCCUGGCUUUCUCAAUUUUUCUCCCUCCCUAAUGUUUCACUCCCCAUGUCCGCACUGCUCUUUGUUGUUGCGGUCCCUCCACCCUCCUUCCACUCCCUGUUCUAUUGGUCUGCAUCUCUGUCCUGCUGCCUCUGCCAUUGUUCUAGCCCCUUGUCCAGCCAGCUCGUCUCUUAUCCUUCUCUCUGUGCCUCUGUCCUGCUCCCCUUCCCUUUGUGCUCUUUUGCUCUCUCAGCCUUGCUCCACACUGCUGUCUCUCCUUUCUCCAUCUCUGUCCCAUUCUGCACCUCUCUCUUAAUUACAGCGCUCUGAUCUCAGCUGUUUUGCCCCCUCUAAGGACUUUUCGGUUCUCUAUCUCUCAUCAGUUCUUCUCCAUUUCUCAUUUCUGGUGCCUAUCUCUAUUUGAUUUUUCUCAGUCUGUCUUUCCUGCUCCCCAUUUCUCAGUUUCUCUUUCUGACAAAUUUUACCACUUUGUCUACCUCUGCUUUUCCAUGUUCUUGCAUCCUGCUCUGCUCCACUGUCUGUAUUGUGCUUUCUUGCUCUCCACCCCUCCCUUUCUUUCAGUUCAGCCAUUGUGUUCCCUGUCUCCUCUCCCAAUCCCACCUCUGUCCCUGUGCUGGCCUUUCUCUCUCUGCCUCCCUGUCAUUCUCCUUCUCUCUCCCGCUUUCUUGCUUUCUCUGUCCUGGUGACCAUCACUAUUUUAUCCUUCUCCAUCCCUUUGUCCUGAUUCCUGUUCCUUUUCUUAUCUGUCUUUGCCUCCAAGCCUAACCCAGUUGUUCCCUUCCUUGCUUCUCUCUGUCAUUCUGUUGUUUCUCACUACACCUAUUACUAUUUUUACUCUUGCUGUCACCCUGUUCUGCUUCCUCUCCUUGUCUUUUUUGUCUUUCUGUGCUGUUCCCUGUCUCAUCUUUCUAGCUAUAACCCCCGACCAGCCUUUGUUUUACUUUCUCAACCUUUGUCCUGCUGCCUGUUGCAGUUGUUUUUUCCUCCGGUGUUGUCCUCCUUUCUGUCCCUCUGUUCUCCUCCCUGCUCUACCCUCUGAUCAUCCCUGUCCAGCUCCCUGCCCCAUGGGUUCUUCUUUUCUCCUUCUGGCUGUCAAUUUUCUCUCUCACUGCUUGUGCCCUACACCAUUUUCCUUAUUUUUUCUUCCUCUUUCUCUGUCUUGCAACCCAAUGGUGAAGGAAGCAGUUGUUCCCCAUGGGACGGAUGUGUAGAUGGACAGACACCAUUUGAUGCCUCAUCUCUCUGGCCUCCAGGAGAAGGGGGAAAUGUACAGGGACAGAGCGCUGCUGCAGCCUCCUUCCUGGGAGUUCUGCGCAUGAGUUGCCGGUUGUCUGUGCCUGCCUGAGGCUGGUAGAACUUUGGCCCACGUAAGGUGUGCAAGACUCCAGUGUAUUCUUUUGAGUGGGUGACAGAUGAGCCAACAGAUACUUACAGAGGAGGAAGCCACAUGAGAGAGUGAGAAAGAAGAGUUUGAGCUAGAAAUUCUCCCCAGCAGAACCAAGAACAGGAGCUGUGAUGGAAGAAGUCUUCUUGGCCCAUAUGAAUCCAGAGUGGUGUUUCUUCCUAGCAACUGGAGACCAGGUGUACAUACAGUGCUGCCAAAGGAACUCUCUCACUGCAAUGGCAAGGUCUGUUCUCAGGGCUGUUAACAACGCAAAUGGCAGUGAGAGCAGAAGGAUCAGACACCUGGAUCUCUGCAGGACACAUCAUGAACAGGAAGCAGCCAUGCACCGGAAGCAGAUGACACCACACAGCUGGCAGCUUCGCAGAGACUAAAUGCAGAUGAGGGGUAGGGAGGCAUGAGUAUUAUUUUUUAGCUUUUAAUGUCUGGCAAGUGGAUGGUGAGAGGGCUAUAUGUUAAUGUAAUGGUGGAGGUAAGGAGCUGGAUUUAGAGCACAUGUUAUGUAGCUGUAUGUAUUGUUCUGUUGAGAUAGUGUCAAUGAAAACAUUCUACAUGUUC
Cygnus olor (mute swan) is the source of this 3108-nucleotide messenger RNA. RefSeq lists its product as uncharacterized. The record is from RefSeq and is a predicted model, not a curated record. Lineage: Eukaryota; Metazoa; Chordata; Aves; Anseriformes; Anatidae. The coding region runs from base 117 to 1457 and encodes 446 amino acids. The transcript has 3 exons.